Molecule: messenger RNA, 4649 nt
Organism: Schizophyllum commune H4-8
Lineage: Eukaryota; Fungi; Basidiomycota; Agaricomycetes; Agaricales; Schizophyllaceae
Exons: 9
Coding region: 1-4491 (1496 amino acids)
Source: RefSeq, a predicted model, not a curated record
AUGUCGGUGAAGGAGGUCUGCCACUGCUCGCUCAGAUGUGGUGGACCCGACGGUCCUGGGCGUGCAUAUACAAGGAAAGUCGUAAACCGACAUCGCAAACGAGAGCGAGAGCAUCAAGCUCGCCUUCUCCUCGCCUCUACUAGCCAGUACAAUGAGCAGCUACUUCGGGUCACCCACGCAGGCUCGACACACAAGCGACGGGCUGACUCCACGUCGGAGAGUGCAAGGAAGCGCACACGGACCGACAUCUCAGGCAACAAAUUCCCGGGAGCUAACGAAGAUGCGAAUGCGCCCAAUGGCGAUCCGGGAGAAGACGAUGGCGAUCCCCUCGAGACAGAGGAGCAUGCAGAGGACGAAGACGAGGCCUUUGCGAGAACUGCACAAGCAGAGGACUCGGUGUCUCGAGAAGAUGUCCCUCAAGAAGGCCCUCGCCCUCUGCAAGAUCGAGAGCCGUCCUCGCCACCCCGAGACUCCCCGGUAGUGACUGAGAGCCUCGAACUCGAGGACGAGGACGACGCGCGAGCAGGGGCGGGAAGAGAGGAUUCACGCGAUAUCGACCCUCCUGACGAGCUUCAGGACGCAGAUACUCCCGCCCCCCGCUUUAACCCUGUGCUCGACGACCUCAAAAUCUCGCAGAACUUCAUUGAACUGCUUCAGCAGGCGGCACUCGAUAGCGAUGUGGAGCCCCUACCUGAGGAUGUCAUACAGCAGCUUCGAAAUCCUCCAAUGCACACUCUGACGGUGGACGAUCCCGACCACAGAUACUCACUGGACCUCUUCUUUGCGCUCACUGACGCCUCUGUGGACGCAUACAACAACUCUCGUGCUGCUUACCUGCGCCGCCAUCCUGGGAGCAAUAUUCUCUCCUUUCACGAGGUGAAGAAGCUGGUCCGAGAGUUGAGCGGCAUCAUCGAGGUCAAGCGCGAUAUGUGCAAUAACUUGUGCAUUGGGUAUACGGGCCCCUAUCGCGAUCUCGAGUUCUGCCCGUACUGUGGGGAGCGGCGCUACGAGCUCACUCCGGCAAGCGGCAAAGGAUCGCGCACAAAGCGUCCUCGGAAACAGUUCACAACAAUUCUUCUCGGCCCUCAGCUUCAGGCGCAGCGACGUGGCCCGGAGACCUCGCGGCUGAUGCAGUAUCGCGAGCGUUGUACGGCUGCUGUCCUCGAUGAGCUGAACGCGAACAACGGCAUCAAAGUCUCUCCCUUCAGCGACUACAUCGACGGCGCGGAAUACCUCGAGGCAGUACAGGACGGACGGAUAACGCCUGACGACAGCGUGGUUGUCUUAUCCAUGGACGGUGCUAUGCUCUACCGUAACAAGGCGUCAGAUUGCUGGAUUUACAUCUGGCUUCUUAUGAACCUCGACGUCGAUGUGCGGUACAAGAAGCGCUUCGUCUGCAUUGGCGGCACAAUUCCAGGGCCUAACAAGAUUCGGAAUGCGGACAGCUUCCUCUUCACGGGGCUGUACCACCUGGCUGCUAUUCAGAAGGAGGGUCUCGUCGUAUGGGAUGCAGCGACAGGACGCGUCUUCCGAGACCAUCCGUUCCUGUAUUUGGCGACUGCCGACGGGCCUGCGAUGGCUUACCUGAACGGCUUCGUUGGACAUCACGGGCGCAUCCACUGCCGCUUUUAUUGUCCAAUAAUCGGGCGGCACAAAAUCGGCGGUCCCCAUUACUAUCCAGCACGCCUUCGUCCGCACGAUUAUCGCGUUCCUGGCUGUGACCAUCCCGAUGUCGAUAUCCGAGAGCUGCUCGACGAGCAUACAACAGAGCACGCCACUGCGCGUUAUCUCAAAAAUCUCGAGACCGUCAUCAACUCCCCCAACAUGACGCGCUACGAACGGAACCGUCUCGAGACUGGCAUUGUCAAGCCCUCGAUCUUCAGCGGCUUGCCUCCCAAGCAUAACUUGGGCGUUCCAGCUAUGUUUGGUGGCGAUGCGAUGCAUCUCGCGACUCUCAACAUCCCCGACCUGUACAUUUCGUUGUGGCGCGCCACAAUCGAGUGCGACACACGAACCGACAACAAGGCGACCUGGCCUUUUGCGAUUUUCCGCAGCCCAGCGAAGUGGAAGGCGCACGGGCAGAUGGUUGCAGACGCCAUCCCAUACACUCCGGGAUCCUUCGACCGCCCUUCACGCAACAUUGCGGAGAAACUUACCAGUGGCUACAAGUCCUGGGAGUUUCUGCUGUACUUCUACGGCCAUUGCCCUUGCUUGCUCUUUGGGGAUCUUCCGGAGGCCUACUACGUUCAGUUUUGCAAGCUGGUUCGCGCCACUCGGGUCGACAUUGAGGUCAAUAUAUCGGUCGAACUACUGUGCGAGUCUGACGAGCUCAUGUGUGAGCAAUCAGAUGGAUACGAGAAUCUGUACGUCCAGCGUCGCGCAGAUCGCCUGCACUUCGUCCGUGCUAGCGUGCACACACCAUCGCACAUGCCGCGCGAGACGGAGCGCUUGGGUCCCAGCAUGCUCUAUUCCCAGUACACGAUGGAGCGGACAAUCGGGAACCUCGGGGAGGAAAUCAAGCAGCAUUCGAAUCCGUAUGCAAACCUCUCCGAGCGCGCAAUCCGAAGGUGCCAAAUCAACGCCAUUAAGGCCCUAAUUCCCGACAUCGAGCCCGCCCAGCCAAGAUUCCCUCGACGAGCGCACGUACUUCACGAAGGGAAGUAUGCACUUCUCCCUCGACGUGAUAGGCUUGCCAGGUCGGUCACGCGCACAGAGGCUCGCGCUCUGCAGCGCUUUCUCGAAGCGCAAGGAGACCGUACACCUGUAGGUGACGGUCUGAAAGUGCGUCGCUGGGCAAGGCUUCGACUUCCCAAUGGGCAAACUGCACGCUCGCGGUGGAAGGAGGAGGCGAUGGAUCCCGAGCACAUCCGAAUUUCGCGCAAUGUCAAGUUUGCUGCUAGCGAAGGCCAGCGCUUUGCUGAAGUUCACUAUUUUGCGCUUAUUCCAGUGCACGGUGAGCUGCGUGGUCGCUACCCUUUGUUCUUCCAGGACGAAACAGCAAAGGAUCGAUACUACCUAGUGGAAAGACCUGGUCUUGGUAUUUUGGAGAAGAUUGGCUACAUAUACAGUGACUCUCUCGAAUACCACGUCCAAGUCGCGCGCCGCAGAGAGCUUACGCGUCUCCAGGAUGUUCACGAACCCUACCCUUCGCUCAGAUACACCCAUGUCCAGCAUCUCACAUACCUCCCAACAGACUUGCAGAGCGCCGACCGUUGGGACACCACGCUGCCCCCCUUCCAUUCACCCAACCCGCUUCACUCAGGGGGCCUUCAGUUCGAGCUGGCCAUGCAACAUUCCUCGUCGUCACAGGCUCUGCACUCCGGCAUCUCAACAUCUGGUUACGAUGUGAGGUUGUUGCUGCAGCGCAUCAGGGAGCUGGAGGGGCAACAUGCCCUACUCACGCAGAGAGUGUACGAGCUGCAGGGUGAACUCGCCGGGUCCAAAGCGGCAUACAAUGCGCUGCUCGAACGCUUGCCCUCGGACGGCUCCUCCCUCACGUCGGGCGAAAACACUACGCACGUUCGUGCCGCACCGCCAUCUACACUAGCCGAAGCCGCUCUUCAGGCUGUCCGAAACCCGCCCCGCAUCGUCACUCUGCAUCGCAAGGACUAUCGGCGCAUCCGGUUCUGGUUUUGGUCCGAAUUCUCGGGCUGGAUGAGAGGAGAGCAAGAUGUCACGCUGCUGGGGCCAGAAGAGGAGGAGGUCAAGCCGUCGAAGCUGGCAUACAGAUUCCUCGAAGAUGAGGUCGGCGGGUGCAUCGAGCACAGGAAGGGUGUUAUGCUCGAGAUGCUAUACUCCAUAUGGCGUAGUCUGCUGCAUGUCCCUGGGCUGCUCCCAGCGAAGUGGGGGAAGGCUAGCUUCGAAGUGCAGAUGUAUGUCUGGGCUACGAUGGAGGAGGCGUUCGUGGAGUUGCGGUUCUGCGACGCGCAUUGGAAGGUGCAGAGGCUGGCGACUUUGAACUACCCUUGGUGGUAUGGCAAGCACGUGCGUUCACGCACCAGCAUCGACAACGAGAGUGGUUGCCAGACGGGAGAAGGAGGGGGGCGCAUUCACAAGACCGACGGCAAGCGUAGCGCUGCAGAUGCGGCACUCGAGUCUCGUCAGACUACGAAGAAGCCGAAGAACAAGGUCAUGUCAAUCUUCCCCUCAUCCUCGAGCAAGAAGACGCCUGCCCGCUCACCUCUCUCGACCGUCACAACCGCCGUGACGUCGACGGCGACGAUCGGCGCCACGGCAUCAUCUCAACCUACGACUACGACGAUCUCCACAGACACGGCUCCCCCUCAUACUCCUACCACCUCCAGCAAUUCGCAUGGCAAUUCCAGCGCGUCUUCCACCCCUGCAACACCUGAAGCGACCGCUAUCGGAAGCACUGAAGAGCAGGCCCAACAGCACGCGACCGGCACAGUCAGGGAUUUGGCUCAGGGGGCUUCAUCCGAAGCGAGCGGGCAGCUAGAGAGGAUGCAUUCGGUGCGUGAACGACCUUCCUAACGAUGUACUACAUCUCAGUCUCAUGGUAUAGGAGUUGGAACCCUCACUUCAAGACGAGGUGCAAGCCGAUCGCGCGGCCAAUACGAUCACGACGCGUCUCUCUACACCCCUCGUGGAAGAGACGCUCAAUCCCCCAUCCGCGCUGACAACCGCCCCCA